AUCGACAAUAAUAAAAUUUUAUUCCCUGAUCAAAUCAUCACACACAAACACAAGUACAUAACUAGACGAACAACAUAAACACACGUAUACAUCUCUCUGGCCUGUUCAUUUCACCAAUGCAAUCAAUGGCGUUCGACAGGCCCGAUUCAGCUCCGAACCACCAGCCCGGGAAGCUCCGAUGGGGCGAGCUCGACGAAGACGACGGCGAGGACCUGGACUUUUUGUUACCACCGAAACAAGUGAUCGGGCCCGAUGAAAACGGGAUCAAAAAGGUGAUCGAAUAUAAGUUUAAUGAUGAUGGUAAUAAAAUAAAGAUCACUACGACAACACGUGUAAGAAAGCUGGCCAAGGCCCGUUUGAGCAAACGGGCCGUGGAGAGGCGAUCAUGGCCCAAGUUUGGUGAUGCCGUGAGGGAGGAUGUUGGUGCUAGGCUUACUAUGGUUUCCACUGAAGAAAUCUCUCUUGAACGUCCUAGACCUCCUGGUUCUAAACCAGAUGAAGGCAAGGUGUCUGGAGAUUCCUUGGCACAGCUUGGAAAAGGAGCAGUUCUUAUGUUGUGCCGAACAUGUGGCAAAAAAGGUGAUCACUGGACAUCUAGAUGCCCCUACAAAGAUCUUGCUCCGCAGACUGAUGCCUUUGUUGACAAACCACCAAUCUCUGAUGUACCAAUGCCUACUGGCGCCACAAAGGGAACUUAUGUUCCUCCAAGCUUGAGAGCUGGUGCAGAGAGACCAGCAGUGCCAGAUAUGAGACGCCGGAAUGAGGAGAACUCAGUUCGGGUCACCAACUUAUCCGAAGACACUAGAGAGCCUGACUUGCUUGAGCUAUUCCGCACAUUUGGCCCAGUAAGUCGUGUAUAUGUUGCAAUUGAUCAGAAGACGGGGGUAAGCAGGGGUUUCGGCUUUGUUAACUUUGUGAGCAAGGAAGAUGCAGAGAGAGCAAUUAUGAAGUUGAAUGGUUAUGGUUAUGACAAUCUAAUUCUUCAUGUGGAAUGGGCCACGCCGAGGGUGAACUAGAAUUUUGUCAUCUCCAGAGGAAUUGUCUAAGAGUUUUGGUCAGUUUUACAUCCAUUAUGUUGCUGAUAGUCUCUUCGGUUUGUUGCUUGUUCAUCAUUGUUUUUUCUCCUAAUACUUGAUCUAAGUACAUCAAUAUAUUAAACCUGAUACUUGCAUUAUUGUCUGUUCUUUCCUUUUAAGAUACACCAGCAAUGUUUUUACCCUUCUUUGAUAUUUCUUUUCAUCUCC
Messenger RNA from Daucus carota subsp. sativus, 1244 nucleotides. RefSeq lists its product as uncharacterized. The record is from RefSeq and is a predicted model, not a curated record. NCBI's taxonomy places the organism in Eukaryota, Viridiplantae, Streptophyta, Magnoliopsida, Apiales, Apiaceae. The transcript is spliced from 2 exons. Gene Ontology annotation, cellular component: cytoplasm; eukaryotic translation initiation factor 3 complex. Gene Ontology annotation, molecular function: RNA binding; translation initiation factor activity. The coding region runs from base 117 to 1016 and encodes 299 amino acids.